This is a messenger RNA of Salarias fasciatus (jewelled blenny), 2250 nucleotides long. Its product is annotated as protein regulator of cytokinesis 1-like. The coding region runs from base 119 to 1927 and encodes 602 amino acids. The transcript is spliced from 14 exons. NCBI's taxonomy places the organism in Eukaryota, Metazoa, Chordata, Actinopteri, Blenniiformes, Blenniidae. Gene Ontology annotation, biological process: microtubule cytoskeleton organization; mitotic spindle midzone assembly. Gene Ontology annotation, cellular component: spindle; cytoplasm; mitotic spindle midzone. Gene Ontology annotation, molecular function: microtubule binding. The record is from RefSeq and is a predicted model, not a curated record.
CCGGACGACUACCUGCAUUGUAGCAUUCAGCCCUUGCUCCGUGUUUCUGUGUGGAAUAUCCGCCCCACAGGUUACAGAGGGUCGUUUUUAAAACGCAUUUGUGGUCUGCGGCUGCGACAUGAGAGUGAGUGAGGUCCACGCAGCGGAGUCUGUAGCCUACCUGAACAGGGCGCUGAUCAGGCUGCAGGACAUUUGGGAGGAAAUUGGGAUCCCGGAGGAGCAGCGCGUCCAGAGAACCAACGAUGUUCACAAGCAUAUUAAAGGUCUGCUCGACCUGAUGAUUGCUGAAGAAGAUGAGCUCAAGACGCGAUUGGUGAAAAGCAUCGAGUCUUGUCGCCAGGAACUUAAUAAUCUGUGUGCUGAACUUCAGCUGCCUCCUUUUGAGGAAGAGGAUGGGUGUACCAUGCUGCAGAUGGAGAAGAACAGCCGCACACGUCUGGAGGUGAUGAAGGAGCAGAAGAGGCAAAGAAUGGAGGAUCUUAAGAUCCUCUCUGUCAGAGACCGCCAGCUUUGCAGAAUUAUGUGCACCACACCCUUUGCCAUAGACUUGAUGACUGUCCCGUCACUGAAGCAACUGGAAAGCUACAAAAUCUACCUUGAUAAUCUGAGCAGGGAGAAGGACUGUCGUCACAAUGAAUUUGUGAGCGUCAGAAAGGAGAUCAUCACCUGCAUGGAUGAUCUGGAGCGGCUCCCCGAGACCAGCUUUGAGAUCAGUGUGAUGUCUGCGGACGAGGAAGCUUUUUGUUUGUCAUUGGACAACAUUUCUGCUCUCAAACUGCUGCUCGGUCAGUUGCAAGAGCGCAAGACGGAGAGGGAACUACAAUGUUCAAGUUUCCGCACAAAGAUCCAGGAACUGUGGGAUCGGCUCCAGAUUUCACAAGAGGACAGGGAAGCAUUCUCAGAGCACAUGGUUCGGUCAAAGAAGAAGAACUUUGAGGCACUGCAGGCAGAGGUCGAGCGUCUUGAGCUGUUGAAAAUGCAGAGUCUGAAAAGCUUCACUGAGAGCGUCAGAGCCGAGAUUGCCGUUUUGUGGGAGAAGUGUUUUUACAGCCAGGAACAACAGAACGCUUUUAUUGCCUACCAUGAUGAUAACUUUACAGAGGAGCUUCUUUCCCUGCAUGAGGCUGAGGUGGCCACGCUUAAGAAAUAUUAUGAAGAUCACAAGGAGCUGUUCGAAGGAGUCACAAAGUGGCAGAACAACUGGGCUUUGUUUUUGGAACUUGAUAGGAAGGCCAACGACCCGACGAGAUUCAACAACAGAGGAGGGAACCUGCUGAAAGAAGAAAAGCAGAGAAGCAGCCUGCAGAUGAACUUGCCAAAGCUGGAGAAAAUUCUGAAAGUGAAGAUUGAUGAAUGGGAGCAGGAGAAUGGAGGAGAGUUCCUGGUUAAUGGACAGAAGUUUCUGGAGUAUGUGCAGCAGCAGUGGGAUCAGCACCACGCUGAGAAGGAGAAGGAGAAACUGGAAAGGCAAAUGAAGAAAACUAAGCAGACCCAGGAGGAGAUGUUGUACGGAACGGCAGCAAAAACGCCGUCAAAAAGACGGGUAGGAGGAACGCCUACUCCCAGCAAACUGAGAAAGUUGAAUGGCACCUCCACGGUCUCCACUCCCAACAGCUUUCUUAGUUCUGGGCUGGGUGGAACCACGUGUUUGUCCUCCUUUCAGAAACCACCGUCUGCGCGCAAGGGCCUGGGCCUGCGGACCCCCGGACGCGGAAGGACCCCACGAGCUCUCGACCGAAACAAGGAGAACAUCUCCCACCUUAGAAACACUCCAAGUGUCAUAUUAAGGUCUCCGGAUACUCAAGAUCGCACCUUCACCUUUAAUUCAAUUGCUGGCUCCUAUUCGGAAUUUGCGAGAGACUUGUCGAAAUCUACUAAGUCAGAUGGAAGGCCAGUCGUGCUGAACUCCACCAUCACUCACCAGUAAUCAGGAUUCUCACCGGGAGUCGACCAGCUCAUCCGGUGACGGAGUCUCGCUGUAGUGGACCAGAGGGGGCUUCAGAUUGAUCUUCUGACCCCCCAAAAAAAUCUGUAAAUAUUUGAAUCUGCGUGAACAUGUCAAGUCCUGUCCUGUUCGUUUUAGCGGGGUUUUACUGCUGUGGUGGUUUGCUCUUAUCAGUGCCGCUGCUGUUGCUUUAUAAGAAUUUCUUUCAAGGUAUUUUUUUUUGGGGGGGUUAAACCUUGAAUAUUAUUUUACUAUAUCUACAGUACUAUUUUAUUUCAUUAGUGUACCGUCAUUUUCUCAGUCCA